AUGGAUGCAGCUCCUUUGCACAUUGCAAUGUAUCCAUGGUUUGCUAUGGGGCACCUUACCCCGUUUCUACACCUUGCAAACAAGUUAGCCAAAAGGGGACACAAAAUCUCCUUUUUCAUACCAAAAAGAACACAAGCCAAGUUACAAAACCUUAACCUUCACCCAUGUCUCAUAACCUUUGUUCCUAUCAAUGUUCCUCAUGUUGAUGGUCUUCCUAAUGAUGCAGAGACAACUUCAGAUGUUCACUCCUCUUUGUUCCCACUUAUUGCCGCUGCCAUGGAUCACACAGAGAAAGAUAUUGAACUUCUCCUCCUUGAGCUUAAACCACAUAUUGUUUUGUUUGAUUUUGCCACAUACUGGCUUCCAAACAUUGCUCGUAGGAUAGGGAUCAAGUCUCUUCAGUACUAUAUUAUUAGUCCUGCAACAGUAGGAUACAUGGCAUCUCCAGCUAGAGAAAAAGAUGAUGAUAUGAAGAAACCACCUUCUGGUUUCCCUGAUUCAUGCAUCAAGUUUCAUGCUCAUGAACUUCGAUUCCUUGCUGCAUCAAGGAAACUUGAGUUUGGUAAUGGUGUUCUUUUGUAUGAUCGUAUCUCAAUUGGUGCAAAUUUGUCAGAUGCUAUUGGAUUCAAAGGUUGCAGAGAAAUUGAAGGGCCUUAUGUGGAUUAUCUUGAAACACAGUUUGGUAAGCCUGUUAUGCUUUCUGGGCCUCUUGUGCCAGAACCAUCAAACUCUACUUUGGAGGAAAAAUGGGGUGAAUGGCUUGGAGGAUUCAAGGCUGGCUCAGUGGUUUAUUGUGCAUUUGGAAGUGAAAACACAUUACAGAAAAAUCAAUUGCAAGAGUUGUUACUGGGUCUUGAGCUAUCAGGAGUUCCAUUUCUUGCAGCACUUAAGCCCCCUAUUGAGGAUGCUCUUCCAAAAGGGUUCCAAGAAAGGGUUGAAGGAAAAGGGGUUGUAUAUGGAGGGUGGGUGCAGCAACAAUUGAUUUUGGCACACCCUUCUGUUGGGUGCUUUAUAACACACUGUGGUGCUGCUUCUCUAACUGAGGCACUUGUGAAUGAGUGCCAAUUGGUGUUGCUGCCACGCCUUGGUUCAGAUUUUAUCAUUAAUGCAAGAAACAUGAGUGGAAAACUGAGGGUAGGUGUUGAGGUGGCGAAAGGUGAAGAUGAUGGGUGGUUCACAAAGGAAAGUGUGUGUAAAGCUGUGAAGAUUGUGAUGGAUGAUGAGAAUGAGCUUGGCAGAGAAGUCAGAGCAAAUCAUAGCAAAGUGAGGAACCUCUUACUAAGCAAGAAUUUUGAGCCAUCUUGUGUUGACGCUUUCUGUCAUAGUCUUCAGGAUUUACUCUAUAAGUAA
Molecule: messenger RNA, 1350 nt
Organism: Abrus precatorius (Indian licorice)
Lineage: Eukaryota; Viridiplantae; Streptophyta; Magnoliopsida; Fabales; Fabaceae
Product: UDP-glycosyltransferase 79B30-like
Exons: 1
Coding region: 1-1350 (449 amino acids)
Molecular function (GO): UDP-glycosyltransferase activity
Source: RefSeq, a predicted model, not a curated record